AUGAUCUUCUCCGUCGUAAGAACGGGAAAAAAAAGGAUGGAUCUUCCUUCACAAAUUAAUACUACUAGCCUGGAUUACUGGAUGAACUGGAGAUUCUUGUUAUGUUCAAUAUGUGUCUUUGGUUCCAUAAUUUUAGCAUUUGUUCUAAUUUGGAAGUAUGACACCUCACAUGAUUUAGAAACUUACAAAGAGGGAAACCAACAAAAAAAGGCUUCUUCUUUGUAUGAAUGUGAAGCAUGGAUGCCAUGUGUGAAGGAGAUACACCCUGCUUGGUUACUGGCUUUCAGAAUCAUUUCAUUUUGUUUGCUUUUAACCGCUUGCACUGCUGAUGUUGUUCAACAAGGGACUGAAUUAUUUUACUAUUAUACUCAGUGGACUUUUACACUGGUUAUCUUCUAUUUUGCGUUUGGAUCACUGUUUUCAGUCUAUGGAUUGUUUCGCUACAACAAGAUGUAUACUUCUUAUAGCUUAAAUGCUAAUGAACAACAAGCAAUUUAUGCCCCUCUCAAUCAUCAAGAUUUGGAAAGUGCAUCAAAUCACCAGGAAGGAAGUUGUUUCUUGUUAAGUCCUGAGUUUUGGGGCUAUGUAUUUCAAAUUGUUUUCCAGAUGACUGCAGGGGCAGUGAUGCUAACAGAUUUUGUUUAUUGGAUUGUGAUUGUCCCAUUUCUUACCCUUGUAGAUUAUCCAAUGAAUUUUUUGACAGUUCUUGCACACUCACUUAACCUUGUUUUCCUCCUUGGAGACACACUCUUUAAUAGCUUGCGGUUCCCUUGGCACAGAAUUUCAUACUUUAUCUUCCUUACUGCCUUUUACGUACUCUUUGAAUGGGUUGUCCAUGCCUUCGUCAAUACUUGGUGGCCGUAUCCGUUUCUUGACUUGGCUAUGGACCUUGCUCCGUUAUGGUACGUAAUUGUUGCAUUAUUGCAUCUUCCAUGCUACGCUAUCUUUGCACUAGUUGUGGAAUUAAAGUAUCGCAUAUUGGGUAGAUGGUUUCCUGAAUCAUAUCGACGCUUGAGAUAACAACUUUCCCUUGAGAUUGCACUUGUGAAAAUGUAACCACAAACCCUAUCGGUUGAUAUUGUGAGAAAAUGCUCAAACUGAACAACACAAAGCAACCUUGAAAAAAAAUUCAUUCGGACUGCUUAUCAUAUCAGAUCAAAAGGUGAUUUAGCAUAUAUAAAUAUAUAUAUGUUGAUAUUAUUUAAGUGAUUUUGAACUUGUUAAUUCUUUGAGAGUUUUGAGGUAUUAAGAUUUAUUUGUUGAGUUGGAUUUACCUGUCAAUGUAUUUUUAUGUUCUUUUAUUUAAAUUUAAUAAAGAAAUAUUAUAGAGGGUCAAACUCAUUAGAUUACAAGAUGUAACUUUUAUAUCCCUAGUCAUAUUCUCUCUCUUCGAUUAAAAUAGAGAUAUAAAAGUCAAAUCACAUCACCUCUCUUUUUUUUUUUAGAUCAAAUACAUCUGAUGACACCAACCAUUUUGUAACCACAGUUAACUGUCCAACUGCUUUGUGAUCUCCAUUGUCGAUUGUUUUCGUCUAAGGACUGAGAUUGAGUUCUCUGGUUCUCUCAUGAAAAUGAAUUCUAUGAUGGACUUGACCCUUAUGAAUGCAAAAACUAGUACCUUAAAAAAAAAUGAUCCAUCUUUCCAUGAAUAAAACAAUUUAAGAUGUAAACACUUAGAAUGUAUUCGUUUUCUUUUUAACUAAUUUAUUUAAUAAAUUGUGUGUUUGACCUAAUAUGAAUAUAAUUUAACCCAAAUUCACUUGUUUUAAUAUUAAUUGUUGAAAACUUGAAAUUGCCCUUGUAAAUCUUGGUUUGAUUGGUGACAUAUUAAUAUCAUAUCAGUUAUAUAAUGAACAAUGUUUUUGUUUAAAGGCCUUACCGUAUACAUGCAACGGGGCUAGUUGUGGUUGAGCUGGCCACGAACAGCAACGGUCGGGCACACCACUCCGUUGUUUCGUGGUCGGCCGUUUCCGUGAUGGCUCGUGUUUGGAAUAACGAAUGCAAACGCCACUUUGACCAAAUGUUUAUAGCCGUUCAACGGCUAGUUUAUUUAUUAAAAAUAAAUAAAUAAAUAAACAAAAAUUUAACCAAUUUAUUUACCUAUACACUUUUAC
Molecule: messenger RNA, 2114 nt
Organism: Lactuca saligna
Lineage: Eukaryota; Viridiplantae; Streptophyta; Magnoliopsida; Asterales; Asteraceae
Source: the annotation of a GenBank genome assembly